CCCUCAAAUAGAGGCUUUUGGAUUGCUGCAACAAUCAUAUUCAAAUGUGAGCAUUUACAUCUACUGAGCAUCUACUACUGAGACCAGAGCAAUGUGUAGGCCGAUAUUAUUUUAGUGUCAGAGAGGCACAGCAUUUUCCAUCCAACCCCCAAAUAUAGAUUGUCUUUUUAGCCUGUUGUGACGUACAUGAGCGCAGCUGGCAGAUGCGUACACGCUCGCCAUAUGCGACAACAUUGGCAAAAUCAAGAAGACUAGACAUUUGUAAGGUAUAUAUUUUAUGAAUCAAUUACACAGUAGCUUUGAGUGGUUUUACGAGCUAGCGAGCCAAUAGUUUUGAAAGAAUUCUGGACGAGGGAGCUACUCACCAGUUUCUUUUUUACCACGUUAACAUUUGUAACAGGGAAAGUCGUGUUUUGUGUAGCUACUUUCUUGUAAGCUAGCCUAGGUCGCAGGCUCUAGCUUUACGUUAGAAAACGACUGCACCGUUUCUGCUACUUCGGCAGCAUCCGUAGUUCUUUCAACGCGACACCACACUUGUUUUGGUGGCGUGAGUUUGUUCAGCAUCUCUGUUUCUUUCCCAUGUGGGAUAGCAGCAAUAGUGGUCGAGACUAGUUGGAGUGCCAACGCCUUUUUCUGUCUCUGACUGGGCGAAACUAAUCGCGAAAGCACCCGAACGUUUUGUAUUUCCCCCCCCCCCAAACAAUUGAUGAGCGGUAGCUGCAAUUCAAACCAGAUCUUGAAGAAGCCGCAAGUAGCUCGCUAACCAAGGGAUUCAAAAUGGGUUGCACGAUCAGCCAAGAGGAUAAAGCAGCGAUGGAGAGGAGUAAAAUGAUUGAUCGGGACCUACGAGAAGACCGAGACAAAGCGUCCAGGGAAGUAAAACUACUACUGCUUGGUGCUGGGGAGUCUGGGAAGAGUACAAUAGUGAAGCAGAUGAAAAUCAUCCACGAGGCCGGGUACUCCGAGGAGGAGUGUAAACAGUACAGAGUGGUGGUGUACAGCAACACCAUCCAGUCUAUCAUCGCCGUCAUCAGAGCCAUGGGACACCUAAAGAUAGACUUUGGGGACGCGGCACGAGCGGACGAUGCUCGCCAGCUGUUUGUAUUGGCUGGUACAACGGAGGAGGGUGUGAUCUCAUCAGAUCUAACCGGUGUGAUACGGAAACUGUGGACGGACAGCGGAGUCCAGACCUGCUUCCUGCGCUCCAGAGAGUACCAGCUCAACGACUCAGCAUCCUAUUAUCUGAAUGACCUGGACCGUAUUGCCCAACAGAAUUAUGUCCCCACCCAGCAAGACGUGCUGAGGACCAGAGUCAAGACUACUGGCAUCGUGGAGACACACUUUACCUUCAAAGAGCUCUACUUCAAGAUGUUUGACGUGGGCGGCCAGCGUUCUGAGAGGAAGAAGUGGAUCCACUGCUUUGAGGGCGUGACAUCUAUUAUCUUCUGUGUGGCGCUCAGUGACUAUGACCUGGUGCUGGCAGAGGACGAAGAGAUGAACCGUAUGCAUGAGAGCAUGAAGCUGUUUGACUCCAUCUGUAACAACAAGUGGUUCACAGACACCUCCAUCAUCCUCUUCCUCAACAAGAAGGAUCUGUUUGAGGAGAAGAUCGCCAGGAGUCCACUCACCAUCUGUUACCCCGAGUACGCAGGAGCCAGUACAUAUGAGGAGGCAGCAGCCUACAUCCAGUGUCAGUUUGAGGAUCUGAACAGGAGGAAGGACACUAAAGAGAUCUACACCCACUUCACCUGCGCCACCGACACCAAGAACGUCCAGUUCGUGUUCGACGCCGUCACAGACGUCAUCAUCAAGAUCAAUCUGAAGGAGUGUGGACUCUACUGAGGUGACGGGGAUCUUCAGGUGUCUGGUGGACCGUGAGCCUCGUGGAAGGGGGGGUGAUGAUAUGAGAUGACUUGGGACAUUUGCAUUAGAUGAUCGUGGAAAUAGAGGAAGAUAAUGGAAAGUGGAACCAGCGAUUGAGACUUGGUUGCCAUGCUGAAUACAGAGGAUGAUGAAUAGUGCAUUUUGGGAUUGUUUCUGUUUUUACCACUUUUAUUUUUCUCCAUGUUCAACCCUCUGAUACACUGAGCUCAGGACAGAACUGAACUGUGGGGAAAAACCUUAAGCAGUGAUAUAGUAUAUAGUCACUGUGACUUCUAUGGGAACUGCCAAGUCAGACUACAGAAUACUUCUGUUUUUAGUUCCAGAUAAUUUACACUGAACAAAAAUAUAUAAACGCAACAUGUAAAGUGCUGGUCCCAUGUUUCAUGAGCUGAAAUUAAAGAUCCCAGACAUUUUCCAUACGCACAAAAAGCUUAUUUCUCUCAAAUUUUUUGCAGAAUUUUGUUUACAUCCCUGUUAGUGAGCAUAUCUCCUUUGCCAAGAUAAUCCAUCCACCUGACAGGUGUGGGCAUAUCAAGAUACUGAUUAAACAGCAUGAUCAUUACACAGGUGCACCUUGUGCUGGGGCAAUAAAAGAUAAGUGUAAAAUGUGCCCUUUAGUCACACAACACAACGCCACAGAUGACCCAACUUUUAGGCGACCGUGCAAUUGGCAUGCUGACUGCAGGAAUGUCCACCAAAGCUAUUGCCAGAGAAUUUAAUGUUAAUUUCUCAUCUCCAACGUCGUUUUAGAGAAUUUGCCAAUACGUCCAACCGGCCUCACAACCGCAGACCACGUGUAACCACGUCAGCCCAGGACCUCCACAUCUGGCUUCUGCCCCAUCAGGAUUGUCUGAGACGAGCCAGCCGGACAGCUGAUGCAAACUGUGGGUCUGUGCAAUCUUCUCAGGGAAGCUCAUCUACUUAGUCUUGACCUAACUGCAGUUUCGGCGUCGUAACCGACUUCAGUGGGCAAAUGCUUACCUUCGAUGACCACUGGCACGCUGAAGAAGUGUGCUGUUCACAGAUGAAUCCUGGUUUCAACUGUACCGUGCAGAUGGCAGACAGCGUGUAUGGCGUCUUGUGGGCGAGCGGUUUGCUGCUUUUAACGUUGUGAACAGAGUGCCCCAUGGUGGUGGUGGGGUUAUGGUAUGGGGCAGGCAUAAGCCACGGACAACGAACACAAUUGCAUUUUAUCGAUGGCAAUUUGAAUGCACAGAGACACCGUGACGAGAUCCUGAGGCCCAUUGUCGUGCCAUUCAUCCACCGCCAUCACCUCAUGUUUCAGCAUGAUGAUGCACGGCCCCAUGUCGCAAGGAUCUGUACACAAUUCCUGGAAGCUGAACAUUUCCCAGUUAUUCUAUGGCCUGCAUGCUGUCACCCAUUGAGCAUGUUUGGGAUGCUCUGGAUUGAUGUGUACAACAGCGUGUUCCAGUUCCUGCCAAUAUCCAGCAACUUCACACAGCUAUUGAAGAGGAGUGGGACAACAUUCCACAGGCCACAAUCAACAGCCUGAUCAACUCUUUGUGAAGGAGAUGUGUCGCGCUGCAUAAGGCAAAUGGUGGUCACACCAGAUACUGACUGAUUUUCUGAUCCACUCCCCUACCUUUUGUUUUAAGGUAUCUGACCAACAGAUGCAUAUCUGUGUUCCCAGUCAUGUGAAAUCCAUAGAUUAGGACCUAAUUCAUUUAUUUAAAUGGCCGGAUUUCCUUAUAUGAACUGUAACUCAGUAAAAAUCUUUGAAAUUGUUGCACGUUGCGUUUUAUAUUUUUGUUCAGUGUGGGCGGAGUAGAGUGAUGUUUUUAUGGCACUUGGUUGAUUUAACCAACACAUCACACAGAUAGAAGAAAUUAUCACUGGCUGUGUCCCAAAUGGCACCUAAUCCCCUAUCUAGUGCACUACCUUCGACUAGAGUAGUAGUGCAGAGUAGUAGUGCACUACCUUCGACCAGAGUAGUAGUGCAGAGUAGUAGUGCACUACCUUCGACCAGAGUAGUAGUGCACUACCUUCGACCAGAGUAGUAGUGCAGAGUAGUAGUGCACUACCUUCGACCAGAGUAGUAGUGCAGAGUAGUAGUGCACUACCUUCGACCAGAGUAGUAGUGCAGAGUAGUAGUGCACUACCUUCGACCAGAGUAGUAGUGCAGAGUAGUAGUGCACUACCUUCGACCAGAGUAGUAGUGCAGAGUAGUAGUGCACUACCUUCGACCAGAGUAGUAGUGCAGAGUAGUAGUGCACUACCUUCGACCAGAGUAGUAGUGCAGAGUAGUAGUGCACUACCUUCGACCAGAGUAGUAGUGCAAAGUAGUAGUGCACUACCUUCGACCAGAGUAGUAGUGCACUACCUUCGACCAGAGUAGUAGUGCAGAGUAGUAGUGCACUACCUUCAACCAGAGUAGUAGUGCAGAGUAGUAGUGCACUACCUUCGACCAGAGUGGUAGUGCAGAGUAGUAGUGCACUACCUUCGACCAGAGUAGUAGUGCAGAGUAGUAGUGCACUACCUUCGACCAGAGUGGUAGUGCAGAGUAGUAGUGCACUACCUUCGACCAGAGUAGUAGUGCAGAGUAGUAGUGCACUACCUUCGACCAGAGUAGUAGUGCAGAGUAGUAGUGCACUACCUUCGACCAGAGUAGUAGUGCAGAGUAGUAGUGCACUACCUUCGACCAGAGUAGUAGUGCAGAGUAGUAGUGCACUACCUUCGACCAGAGUAACAGUGCAGAGUAGUAGUGUACUACCUUCAACCAGAGUAGUAGUGCAGAGUAGUAGUGCACUACCUUCGACCAGAGUAGUAGUGCAGAGUAGUAGUGCACUACCUUCGACCAGAGUAACAGUGCAGAGUAGUAGUGCACUACCUUCGACCAGAGUAACAGUGCAGAGUAGUAGUGCACUACCUUCGACCAGAGUAGUAGUGCAGAGUAGUAGUGCACUACCUUCGACCAGAGUAACAGUGCAGAGUAGUAGUGCACUACCUUCGACCAGAGUAGUAGUGCAGAGUAGUAGUGCACUACCUUCGACCAGAGUAACAGUGCAGAGUAGUAGUGCACUACCUUCGACCAGAGUAACAGUGCAGAGUAGUAGUGCACUACCUUCGACCAGAGUAGUAGUGCAGAGUAGUAGUGCACUACCUUCGACCAGAGUAGUAGUGCAGAGUAGUAGUGCACUACCUUCGACCAGAGUAGUAGUGCAGAGUAGUAGUGCACUACCUUCGACCAGAGUAGUAGUGCAGAGUAGUAGUGCACUACCUUCAACCAGAGUAGUAGUGCAAAGUAGUAGUGCACUACCUUCGACCAGAGUAGUAGUGCAGAGUAGUAGUGCAGAGUAGUAGUGCAGAGUAGUAGUGCAGAGUAGUAGUGCAGAGUAGUAGUGCACUAUAUAGGGGAAUAGGAUGUCUUUGGAACAUAUCCCUUCUCUCCAUUCCAGUGCUCCCAUCUAUACAUUGACACAAUACUGGUAGACACUGAGUGUACAAAACAUUAAGAACACCUUCCUACUAUUGAGUUUGCAAACCCCCUUUUGCCCUCAGAACAGGACAUGAUUCCAUAUGUGUUAUUUCAUAGUUUUGAUGUUCUUCACUAUUAUUCUACAAUGUUAAUGGUCUGACACACACACCUCUCUAGCUUCGUCACCUUUUCACCACAGAUGAGGAAGUGUUACAAUGGCGGUGGAUUGAGAUGCAACAAAAAAAUGUAUCUCUAGCUUAAACUGACAGGUUUUCGUAUUAUAUUUGUAUUUUAUUAUGCUUAUUCAUUUUCCCACUGGGGUGUGGACAUCGACCCUUAGGUGGUUAAAUCUUUUGUCUUGCCCAUUCACCCUCUGAAUGGUACACGUACACAAUCCAUGUCUCAAUUAUAUCAAGGCAUAGACAUCCUCCCCUUCAUCUACAAUGAUAACUUUCACCUGGUCAGUCUGGUGGAAAGUGCAGGUGUUCAUAAUGUUUUGUCUACUCGGUAUGCACAAUGGACCAAACCACCAAGCUGGACAUCUCAUGUCAAUAUUUCACUUUAAAAAAAAUAAUAAUAAUAUGUAUAUAUAUGUAUGUUAUCUACACUUUGUUGCAUUCGUUCACUGAGUUAAUUAUCUCAUUUAAUUUCCUGUAAAACCAUGUCUUUAUGACGUGUUGUUUGUAGUUCAAACUGUCUUUUUCAUUUGGGAUUUCUUUACAAAAUCAGAUUCCAUCUAUAAGUCGUGUCAAUGCUCUAAAGAUGGAUCCGGAAUCAAUGUGAUAGAUUUGACGUGCACCUAUCUCUUUACGUUUUGAGAUGUUUUUAAAUCGGCCAUCUUUCAUCACCUGUUACCUAGGAUACGUCCUUAUUGAGAGGUGUUACCUAGGCUACGUCCUUAUUGAGAGGUGUUACCUAGGCUAUGUCCUUAUUGAGAGGUGUUACCUAGGCUACGUCCUUAUUGAGAGGUGUUACCUAGGCUACGUCCUUAUUGAGAGGUGUUACCUAGGCUACGUCCUUACUGAGAGGUGUUACCUAGGCUACGUCCUUAUUGAGAGGUGUUACCCAGGCUACGUCCUUAUUGAGAGGUUACCUAGGCUACGUCCUUAUUGAGAGGUGUUACCUAGGCUACGUCCUUAUUGAGAGGUGUUACCCAGGCUACGUCCUUAUUGAGAGGUGUUACCCAGGCUACGUCCUUAUUGAGAGGUGUUACCCAGGCUACGUCCUUAUUGAGAGGUGUUACCCAGGCUACGUCCUUAUUGAGAGGUGUUAAC
Salvelinus fontinalis (brook trout) is the source of this 6594-nucleotide messenger RNA. Its product is annotated as guanine nucleotide-binding protein G(i) subunit alpha-3-like. The transcript is spliced from 9 exons. Gene Ontology annotation, molecular function: G-protein beta/gamma-subunit complex binding; G protein-coupled receptor binding; GTPase activity. The record is from RefSeq and is a predicted model, not a curated record. Gene Ontology annotation, biological process: adenylate cyclase-modulating G protein-coupled receptor signaling pathway. The coding region runs from base 778 to 1842 and encodes 354 amino acids. Lineage: Eukaryota; Metazoa; Chordata; Actinopteri; Salmoniformes; Salmonidae. Gene Ontology annotation, cellular component: heterotrimeric G-protein complex.